ACUGGGGGGCUGCGCCUGGCUACUGGGGGGGCUGGCGCUGCUGCAGACCCUCUACCUGCGAGCCCUGCCCCCCCCUCGCUCCCCCCCUCCCCCACCGCCACCCCCCCCCCACCCAUGCCCCCCCCUCGGGGGGUGCUGGACACCUCAGGGACCUUCCGGGUGUAUCGGGACCUCUUGGGGACCCCCCCCCGCUGGGACCCCCCCGAAUUAGUUCUGGCCACCCAUGGCACCCCAGGACGGGUGGCGGGGACCCUGGGGGGGGCUCUGGGGGGGCUCUGGGGGGGGCCGCUCUCGGUGGCUGUUUUUGGGGUACCCAAGGAGGGCUUGGGGGGGCUGUUGGCAGCUUUGGGGGGGCCCUGCCGGGGCUUACGGCCUCGCUUACGCUUCCACGUGGUGGUGGGGGCGGCUGCGCCCCCCCCCGUCGUACCCCCCAACCCCGGCCCCCCAACGCCGGGGGGAUGUCGGGGGGCCCUACGGCGUCUGGCGGCCGCCGACCCCCCCAGUUACACUUUGGGGGUGCCGUACCCCGGGAAUUUAUUGCGGAACGUGGCCUGGGCGGGGGCGGCGGAGGAGGAAAGGGGGGGCCCUUCCCGGAAGGGGGGUCCCGGCCCCCCCAAAAUUGGGGGUCGCUUCGUGCUGCUGUUGGACGCCGACGUGGUGCCCAGCCGGGGGCUGCGGGAGGAGUUCCUGAGGCUGCUGCGGGAGGGGGGGGCCGGGCUGCGCCCCCCAAAAUGGGGGGCUGGCGGGGGGUUGGGGGACCCCCUGGUGAGGGGGGCUGCGGGGGUCUUGGGGGACCCCCCAGCUGUGGGGGCUGCAGGAUUCUUGGGGGACCCCCCAGGGCUGGGGGCUGCAGGGCUCUUGGGGGACCCCAAAGCUUGGGGGGCUGCAGGGGUCUUGGGGGACCCCCGGACACGGAGGGCUCCUGGUGGCCUCGGGGUCCCCGGUGACCCCGGGGUGCUCAACGCCCUGGAGGUCCCCAACGGGCUGGGUGUCCCCAGCGUCCCGGGUGUCCCCAACACCAUCAGCAACGGGGGUGUCCCUCACGCUCUGGAGGUCCCAAAGGUCCCCAACGCCUUCCGUGACCCAGGUGUCCCCAACGCCUUGGAGGUCCCCAAGGGUUUCCAUGACCGAGGUGUCCCCAACGCCCUGGAGGUCCCCAACGCCUUGGAGGUCCCCAAGGGUUUCCAUGACCGAGGUGUCCCCAACGCCUUGGAGGUCCCCAACGCCUUCCGUGACCGAGGUGUCCCCAACGCCUUGGAGGUCCCCAGGGGCUUCCAUGACCGAGGUGUCCCCAACGCCCUGGAGGUCCCCAACACCUUGGAGGUCCCCAAGGGUUUCCAUGACCCAGGUGUCCCCAACGCCUUGGAGGUCCCCAACGCCUUCCGUGACCGAGGUGUCCCCAACGCCUUGGAGGUCCCCAAGGGUUUCCGUGACCGAGGUGUCCCCAACACCUUGGAAGUCCCCAACGCCUUCCAUGACCCAGGUGUCCCCAACGCCUUGGAGGUCCCCAACGCCUUCCAUGACCCAGGUGUCCCCAACGCCCUGGAGGACCCCAACUUUUUGAAACACCCCAAAGCCCUGGAGGACCCCAACCCCCCAGGUGCCACCACGCCAUCCUGGGACCAGGUGGUGUUCGUGCUGCCGGCCUUCGAGGUCCGUGCGGGGACACGGGUGCCGGGGACGAAGGCGGAACUUCUGCAGCUGUGGGGCACGGGGGACGCCCGGCCCUUCUAUGGGGCGCUGUGCCCCCGGUGCCAAGCACCCACGGGCUACGAGCGCUGGCGGGCGCUGCCACCCACCCCGCACCUGCGCGUGGCCUACGAGGCCCCAUGGCGUGACCCCUGGGAGCCCUUCUACGUGGGGCCGGCCCACGGCGUGCCACCCUUCGAUGAGCGCUUCCUCCAGUACGGCUUCAACCGCAUCAGCCAGGCAUGCGAGCUGCACGUGGCCGGCUUCCACUUCGCGGUGCUGGACGGGGCGUUUGUCGUCCACCGUGGCUUCAAGGAGGCCGGCGGCUUCCACGGUGGGCGGGAGGCCGAGCUGCACCGCAACCGGCAACUUUUCCGGCGCUUCCGCGCCGAGCUGCACCAGCGCUACCCCCGCUCGCCCCGCCGCUGCUGACCGCACGCCUGGGUGCCCUCCGCCCGGACGCCGCCUCUCCGCG
Molecule: messenger RNA, 2164 nt
Organism: Harpia harpyja (harpy eagle)
Lineage: Eukaryota; Metazoa; Chordata; Aves; Accipitriformes; Accipitridae
Gene: B4GAT1
Product: beta-1,4-glucuronyltransferase 1
Molecular function (GO): glucuronosyltransferase activity
Source: RefSeq, a predicted model, not a curated record